GAUUAAUGUAUUGAUCUGGCUAGCGUAUUGAGACGGAUGAGAAUGUGAAGAAGCCUGAUCAGAUGAAGCUGUCCGUGAGCAGCGAGGAGGAGAGAGAGGCCAUCGCCCAGUUAGAGGAGGCUAUCGCUGCAGACCACGUUACACCAGAGCGGUUACGGAUGUCUCCCCGGAUAUUCGAGAAGGACGAUGACCUCAACGGUCACAUGGACUUCGUGGCGGCGGCCUCCUCCCUCAGGGCCAGGAUGUACUCCAUCGAGGUGGCCGACCGCCUCAAGACCAAACGCAUCGCCGGGAAGAUCAUCCCCGCCAUCGCCACGGCUACUGCUGCCGUCGCCGGGCUGGUGUCGUUGGAGCUGGUGAAGGUGGUGGGAGGAUACGGGUUUGAGUCGUUCAACAACUGUUUCUUCAACCUGGCCAUUCCUGUCAUGGUCCUCACCGAGGCUGCACCUGUCAAGAGGACACAGAUCAGGGAAGACAUCUCUUUCUCUAUCUGGGACCGCUGGACUGUGUGGGGUGACCAACACUUCUCUCUCUCUGACUUCAUCAAGGCAGUGCUGGUGAAUUAUGGGAUAGAACCUACCAUGGUGGUCCAUGGCGUGAAGAUGCUCUAUGUUCCUGUGAUGCCUGGACACAACAAGAGACUAAAACUAACGAUGCAGAAGUUGAUCAAGCCGUCUGUAGACCGUCGCUACGUCGACCUGACCGUGUCCUUCGCUCCUGAGUCAGACGGUGAUGAGGACCUUCCUGGACCCCCGUUAGGUACUACUUCAGCCCCGACGGAGACGCUCACAGCGCCUGACACGCCCGGACCAUAACCCCCCUCAGUCCCCUCAAACUAACCCCCCCUCAGUCCCCACAAACUAACCAAAUAUACCACCCCUCAGUCCCCUCAAACUAACCCCCCUGUACCUGCAAAACCCCAGUUGACAACAGUGGUGCUUCUUGAACAGGGGUGGAUUCUAGAACAGGGGUGGAUUCUAGAACAGGGGUGGAUUCUAGAACAGGGGUGGAUUCUAGAACAGGGGUGGAUUCUAGAACAGGGGUGGAUUCUAGAACAGGGGUGGAUUCUAGAACAGGGGUGGAAUCUAGAAUAUAUGUUGUUUCUAGAAUAUAUGUUGUUUCUAGAAUAUAUGUUGAUUCUAGAAUAUAUGUUGUUUCUAGAAUAUAUGUUGUUUCUAGAAUAUAUGUUGUUUCUAGAAUAUAUGUUGAUUCUAGAAUAUAUGUUGAUUCUAGAAUAUAUGUUGAUUCUAGAAUAUAUGUUGAUUCUAGAAUAUAUGUUGAUUCUGGAAUAUAUGUAGAUUCUAGAAUAUAUGUUGUUUCUAGAAUAUAUGUUGAUUCUAGAAUAUAUGUUGAUUCUAGAAUAUAUGUUGUUUCUAGAAUAUAUGUUGAUUCUAGAAUAUAUGUUGUUUCUAGAAUAUAUGUUGUUUCUAGAAUAUAUGUUGUUUCUAGAAUAUAUGUUGAUUCUAGAAUAUAUGUUGUUUCUAGACUAUAUGUUGAUUCUAGAACAGAUGGUGAUUCUAGAAUAUAUGUUGAUUCUAGAACAGAUGGUGAUUCUAGAAUAUAUGUUGAUUCUAGAACAGAUGGUGAUUCUAGAAUGGGGGGAUUCUAGAACAGGGCUGGCCCCAUGGACCAUUAUUAGAGAAAGAGCAUAGAGGUAGAAAGAGGGCUCUAGAUGGAUAUAACCUGGUUUGAUGAGUUCUCUUUCUACCUCUAUGAGAAGAGGGUUGCAAUUGACUGUGUACAUAGUAGUCCCUCUGUGUUUUCUGCUCUGGUUUAAAACACAGCUCUGACUGGGGUUUUCUGCUCUGGUUUAUAACACAGCUCUGACUGGUGUUUUCUGCUCUGGUUUAAAACACAGCUCUGACUGGUGUUUUCUGCUCUGGUUUAAAACACAGCUCUGACUGGUGUUUUCUGCUCUGGUUUAAAACACAGCUCUGACUGGUGUUUUCUGCUCUGAUUUAAAACACAUCUCUGACUGCUAUGCACAUGCCUUAACUAACAACCUUGAUGUGUUUGUCACGAUGACGAUGAUGAUGCUAAGAAUAAAAACAUUUGUGUUUACACACCCAUA
Salmo salar (Atlantic salmon) is the source of this 2071-nucleotide messenger RNA. NCBI's taxonomy places the organism in Eukaryota, Metazoa, Chordata, Actinopteri, Salmoniformes, Salmonidae. The record is from RefSeq and is a predicted model, not a curated record.